This is a messenger RNA of Fusarium oxysporum Fo47, 1278 nucleotides long. RefSeq lists its product as uncharacterized. Gene Ontology annotation, molecular function: iron-sulfur cluster binding; catalytic activity. Bases 23 to 1111 code for a protein of 362 amino acids. Lineage: Eukaryota; Fungi; Ascomycota; Sordariomycetes; Hypocreales; Nectriaceae. The transcript is spliced from 2 exons. The record is from RefSeq and is a predicted model, not a curated record.
UGAUCAAUACGCGAUAUCAGCCAUGAUGUUGUCAUUGUCAAGGCGAUGGGUUGUCAAUGCUCCCAAAACCACUUUCAUAGCUCCCAAGAUACUCAAUCGCUCUCUUCAUCUUGCUCCCCCAUUCCUCCUUGACGACUAUGUUCCGCGAUAUAUGACACUCAGUUCCCGCGACGCAGCCAAGAAGCGUUCUUUGGCGUAUGCUCACCUUCGCAAUUGUAAUCUAUGUCCGAGAGAAUGUGGCGUAAACAGGUACGAGAAGACAGGAAUGUGCCUCAUCGGAGAGAAGGCGAAAGUCAAUACAAUCGCUCCCCACUUUGGUGAAGAACCCUGCAUUCAGGGGCACAAUGGUAGUGGUUCCGUCUUCAUGAGCGGGUGUAACAUGCGGUGCAUCUUCUGUCAGAAUUACGAUAUCGCACAUCAGCGAAACGGGAUGGACUUGACCCCUGAGGAAUUAGGUGACUGGUACAUCAAGCUGCAGGAGGUUGGCAAAGUACACAAUAUCAAUAUUGUUACGCCUGAGCAUGUUGUCCCGCAGGUGGCGUUGAGUAUCCUCCAUGCCAGGGACCAAGGCCUGACAGUUCCUAUCGUUUACAACACAUCAAGCUUUGACUCUCUUGCAUCCCUGCAGCUGAUGGAUGGAUUGGUCGAUAUCUACCUUGCUGACUUUAAGGUGUGGAAGCCAAGCACCUCUAAAAGGCUAUUGAAGGCCGAUGAUUACGCUGCAACAGCCAGAGAGAGCAUCAAGGUGAUGCACGCUCAGGUCGGUGACCUGUGCUUCACAGGAGAUGGGAUAGCAAAAAAGGGUUUGCUGAUUCGCCAUCUUGUUAUGCCAGGCAAAGAGGACGAAGGAGCCGAAAUCAUGGAGUUCCUCGCAAAUGAGGUCUCUACAGAUUGCUUCAUUAACAUCAUGGAGCAGUACCAUCCAGACGCUCAUGUCGGCAAACCAAAGCGAGCAAAGUCAGAUGGCAAAGAAGAAAAGCAGGAGGUCCGAUACGCAGACAUCAACCGAGCAGUCAAUGCUCAAGAGAUCUCCUCAAUCAGGAAAGCCGCAGAAGAGGCUGGGCUAUGGCGGUUCAAUGACCCACCGGGCCACGAUGGGUUUGCUAUCUGAUGAGAAGCAAGUCGCCUCUCAUUUGACUGUUGGGUUGCACUGCAAAUGAAUCAAACCUUGCUAUGAGGCUGCCAAUGCAAGCCAACAACGGGGACUAACAACGCCACCUCCUGGUUCAAACAAGCAAUUGGCUUGGCCACCUUAUUCAAUUGCAUGGAGCAAGGCAA